This is a messenger RNA of Mya arenaria, 7339 nucleotides long. Its product is annotated as collagen alpha-2(IV) chain-like. The record is from RefSeq and is a predicted model, not a curated record. Gene Ontology annotation, molecular function: extracellular matrix structural constituent. NCBI's taxonomy places the organism in Eukaryota, Metazoa, Mollusca, Bivalvia, Myida, Myidae. Bases 281 to 5575 code for a protein of 1764 amino acids. Gene Ontology annotation, cellular component: collagen trimer. The transcript has 40 exons.
UUCGGAAGCAGGUUACUUCUUUGGACUGUGAACCAUUUUGGAACGUUAGACAAAUGAAUGAGUGAAUUAAAUUAAAUCGGGAUAAGUGUGAAGUAAAGGACGGUAGGGGGCUGAGGAUUUUCAGCUCGGGCGACGGAUCUUGGGUGUUUUGUAUUUGAAAAGUGUCGCCCGGAACACUCGAGUAGAGUUUUCUCGUUCUUCCAGCCGUCCUCAUAGACGGCCGAGCUCCAUUUUUAGGAGCUGACGUUAACUCGUUCAUUUUAGACGAUUUAAAGAAACAAUGGAGUUGAGAAUAAUUUGCCUGGCCGUGGCCAUUAGUUCCAUAUCAAGUUUAGUUCAAGGGCAAUUCCGAAAUCGUACCGAUCCAGAAUGUGGCGGUUGUACGACCGGUAAUGGAUGCAGAUGUGUUGGAGAAAAAGGAUCUCGGGGUUUUCCGGGUUCCCCUGGGCCACAGGGACCCCAGGGAAACACAGGCUUCGAAGGGCCAGAGGGACUGGUUGGAGCCAAGGGGUUGAAGGGUGAACCAGGCGUGCCAGGAAUCACUGGACCCAAGGGAGACCGGGGCAAGAUGGGUAUGCCAGGCUUUCCGGGUAUCAGCGGUAUUCCUGGUUUGCAGGGUCCUCCUGGCCCCAGGGGUAUUCAAGGUCUUGACGGAUGCAACGGAACACAGGGAGAGCCUGGAGUACCAGGUUUGCCCGGAACCCGUGGCUUUGAUGGACAGCCUGGACGAGACGGACUCAUGGGAAUGAAAGGAGAGCCCGCCCAGGCCGGCGAGGGAAUCAAGGGAUCGAAGGGAGAAUCCGGACUUGACGGACAGCCUGGAGUUCCUGGUCGUAACGGACAGGAUGGAACACCAGGAUUACCAGGAGAGCCAGGACCUCGCGGAUACAAAGGAAUGAAGGGCGAAGAUGGCUAUCCUGGCCCAAAAGGGUCUAUGGGUCUAACAUUUAGACCAGAAAAGGGGUCAAAGGGCGAUAAAGGGCCACGGGGACCCCCUGGUCAACCGGGCACGACACAUCUGCCUGUCUCAGGAACUGAGGAGUUUUAUGGGCCACAGGGAGACAAGGGUCCAAAGGGAGAGAAGGGCGAGCCUGGUUACGAGGGAGAACGUGGCUACCCAGGACUGGAUGGUCUUCCCGGUCGGAUUGGAAACCCGGGUAUGAAUGGAGAGAAGGGUGUGCCAGGUAUUGCUGGCCCUAGGGGCAAACAAGGUCUGCCCGGUGUUCCUGGAUUCAUGGGACCUAAGGGUGACCGUGGUAUGGAUGGCUUGCCUGGUUUGUCAGGUAUCCCAGGUAUGAAAGGAGAGCGUGGAUUUGAGGGUGAAAAAGGCAUGGUUGGACCCCGUGGACCCCAGGGACCCCCCGGUGGACCAGGAGGGGGUGACGGACGCCCAGGAGAGCCAGGCCCGCCCGGUCCUCGUGGACCUAAUGGAGAGGACGGCCUGCCCGGAUUACCAGGCCAACGUGGAGAGUCUGGCCCAGAGGGGCUCCGGGGCGGCCCAGGAGUGCCCGGACCUCCAGGACAACAGGGACUUGACGGACCCAGAGGAGAUAAGGGAGACCAAGGAUUACAAGGAUUUCCUGGUAUUGAUGGUCUUCCUGGCCAGAACGGCUACCCUGGACCCAAGGGCGAGUAUGGACCAAAGGGAGAGCCCGGAUUGUCGAUUCCUGGAGAGCCAGGCCGGGGUGGGGAGUCUGGAAGGGAUGGAUUACCUGGCUUUAAAGGCGACAGAGGACCGAGAGGUUUGCCCGGUUUACCCGGAAAUUCAUCUGUUGGGCGGCCAGGAUUACCCGGAUUAAAGGGAGAAAUUGGCCCACCCGGAUUACAAGGAUUGGACGGGCGACCAGGACUGCCGGGACGAGAUGGUACCAAGGGAGACAGAGGAGGAUUAUGUAAUCAGUGCCAGGAUGGAAUUAAGGGCGAGAAAGGAACACCUGGUCUGCUUGGACGCCCGGGCUUGCAGGGUGAACGCGGUAAUGAGGGUUACAAGGGUGAAAAGGGAGAGCCAGGGUUUGAUGGUAACCCAGGGUUACAGGGUCCCAUGGGAUCUACAGGUUUGAAGGGAGAUCGUGGAUUGGACGGUUUACCAGGACCUGCGGGAGAAGAUGCCAGUAUUCCCAAUGAAUAUUUUCAGCCACCAAAGGGGGAACCAGGAGAAAAUGGCUUGAACGGUCUGCCUGGAAUGAAGGGAGAGCCUGGCCCGCAGGGUCCCCGUGGUUUAGAAGGACUGCCUGGACUCCAGGGUGCUAAGGGAGAUAGUGGUGGUGAUGGUGUACCUGGCCGCCCAGGUGAGAGAGGUCAGUCAGGAAACCCCGGACUGAAAGGAGAGCGUGGAUUUGGAAUGAAUGGACUGCCAGGUGAUCGAGGUGACCCAGGACAGCCCGGUCUUCCUGGGCUCCCAGGAAUGAAGGGUGACAAGGGUGUGCCAGGCGAGACGGUUAUUGUUGGCAAGGGUGCUAAGGGUGACCGUGGGCCAGCAGGACCCCCCGGUAUCCCGGGCAUGGAUGGCCUUCCAGGUGUUGACGGAGAGUCAGGAAACCCCGGGCUUCCAGGACUUGAUGGGCUGCCUGGACGACCAGGGAAUGAUGGGCUUGAUGGAAGGCCAGGAGAGUCGGGACCGAGAGGAUUGACUGGACCACGUGGUGACAAGGGAGAGAGUGGGCCUGGGGGCUUGCCCGGUUUCGAUGGACCGGCAGGAGAGCCCGGAGUACCAGGACUGUCAGGACUUCCUGGCAUGAAGGGAGAGCCUGGAACACCCGGUAAUGCUGUCAUUGGACCAAAGGGCGAUGCAGGUAUUGAUGGGGUGAACGGAGUUCCAGGACUACCCGGACGAAAGGGAGAAAGAGGUAUGCCCGGUUUGGAUGGACUUCCAGGUCAGAAGGGAGAGUCUGGAUUAGACGGUGUGCCCGGAGUGAACGGUCUGCCAGGAAUGAAGGGAGAAGCAGGACCAGAAGGCCCACGGGGCUUGCCCGGACUUUCUGGAGAACCUGGCCUGCCCGGAAUACCAGGUGAUGUUGGCGGCAAGGGUGAACCCGGAUUGUCCGGAGUUCCUGGAUUAUCAGGUGCCCGUGGUCAAAAGGGAGAGUCUGGAUUACCUGGGAUGGAUGGGUUGCCCGGAUUACAGGGAGAGUCUGGUCCACGGGGCCCCAACGGAGAUGAUGGACUACCGGGACUGCCAGGUCCUAAGGGAGACAUGGGAGUGAUCGGAUUCCCUGGUGAACCAGGACGUGAUGGGUUACCAGGGUUACAGGGGAUUGGGGGUCCAAAAGGUGAACGGGGAUUCCCGGGUGUUAACGGCGAACCAGGACUUAAUGGACUGCCAGGUGGUAAGGGUGAAUCAGGAGUGCCUGGAUUACCCGGUCUAGAUGGAACCCCGGGUCAGCCCGGACGUGGAGGUCAGAAGGGAGAGGCUGGACCAAACGGAUUGGACGGCAGGCCCGGACCUAGAGGACUUGAUGGUGUGCCCGGACUGACAGGAAUGAAGGGUGAUUCAGGUGAACCAGGAUUCGGUCAGAAGGGUGAACCAGGUUUCCCAGGGGAACCAGGAAGAGAGGGAUUGGAUGGCAUUCCUGGAGUAGCAGGACAGAAGGGUGAAUCAGGAGUGCCAGGAUUCCCAGGAAUGAAGGGAGAAAGGGGAUUCGAUGGAGUGCCAGGCACCAGUGGGCCAUCAGGGCUGGAUGGACUUCCCGGCAUGAAAGGAGCACCAGGAUUACCCGGCCGGCCAGGAGAGCCCGGACGGCAGGGAGAAGAUGGAUUACCUGGCCUUGAUGGUGUGGCCGGAUUUAAGGGAGAGGAUGGAUUACCUGGACGAUCUGGAUUGCCUGGACGGGAUGGAGAGAAGGGAGAACGUGGCUUGACCGGGCCCGAGGGACCUUCAGGAGCCCCAGGACUGCCGGGAUUGAAGGGAGAGCCCGGAUUGUCAGGAUUGCCUGGGCUACAGGGAAUGAAGGGACAGCCUGGUUUCCCAGGGGAGCCCGGAAGGGAUGGAGAAAAGGGUGCAUCAGGUUUUCCAGGUGCCAACGGAGAGCCUGGGCGUGCAGGAGAAAAGGGCGAAAGAGGAUUUUCUGGAGCCCCUGGUCGUAAGGGAGAAACCGGUCGUGAUAGUGUGGGCCAGAAGGGAGAGCCAGGACUGCCUGGAAUGCCUGGAUUGGAGGGUCAACGUGCAGAGAAGGGUGAACCAGGUCUGCGUGGUUUGGACGGAAUUCCUGGACUGAAGGGAGAGGCUGGUUACCCCGGUGAGGGUGUUCCUGGAAUCAAGGGUGAAGCCGGAUUCCCCGGAGCUGAGGGUCGCAAAGGUGAACGCGGUCUCCCAGGUGUGGAUGGAACACCAGGUUUAAAUGGACGCAAGGGUGACCGUGGAGAGCCUGGAUUGCCUGGCCCUCAGGGAGAAGAUGGACUGCCAGGACUUGCCGGAGAAAAAGGGGACGAGGGAAUUCCAGGGAUGCCAGGACUGGAGGGUAUGAAGGGUGACUCUGGGCUUCCGGGCUUGGCUGGACCGGGAGGACGCAAGGGAGAGCCUGGAAUACCUGGGGUUGAGGGACCCAAGGGUAACAGAGGUUACAAUGGUGAGAAGGGAGAAACAGGCCCACGAGGCCCAAUGUGGGAACCACCCCAGAACUACCAGAUGAAGGGUGAUCGAGGAGAACCUGGACUUAAUGGGCUUCCUGGACCUGCUGGCGAGCCCGGACCUCAGGGAGAGAACGGACUUCCAGGCCGUCCUGGCCUUUCGGGACCCCAGGGUGAUAUCGGAGUUCCAGGCUUCCCCGGGUCGAAGGGUGACACAGGAGACCGUGGCUUCAAUGGGCGACCGGGACAGGAUGGACUUGAUGGACCAAAGGGCUUGCCGGGUCUUCCUGGGUUGCCGGGUAACCCUGGUUACAUACCACCAGUUGGCUUCCUCAUGACGAAACACAGCCAGUCUCGUAACAUCCCAGAAUGCCCUACAGGAAUGAACAAGAUGUGGGAAGGCUACAGUCUACUAUAUGUUGAAGGCAACGAGAGAUCACAUCACCAGGAUCUUGGCUGGGCCGGUUCCUGUAUAAGACGCUUCAACACAAUGCCAUUCCUCUUCUGCGGCACCGACAACGUCUGCAACUAUGCAAGCAGAAACGACAAGUCAUACUGGCUCUCAACGAACGCUCCUAUGCCCAUGAUGCCAGUUGCAGAUAACGACAUCCCGCCAUAUAUCAGUCGAUGCGUGGUUUGUGAUGCCCCAUCUAACGUGUUGGCUGUUCACUCUCAGACCCUUGAGAUCCCAGAGUGCCCCAUUGGCUGGUCUGGACUUUGGAUUGGAUACAGUUUUGUGAUGCACACUGGAGCGGGCCCCAGCGGCGGUGGACAGGCUUUGUCUAGCCCCGGCAGUUGUCUCGAAGACUUCAGGGCCACACCAUUCAUCGAGUGCAACGGAGCCCGGGGUACCUGCCACUUCUUCGCGAAUAAAUUCAGCUUCUGGCUGACCACCAUAGCACAGAAUCAGCAGUUUAGAACGCCCAUCUCAGAAACUCUGAAAGCCGGAAACCUUAGGUCACGCGUUAGUCGCUGUCAAGUUUGUGCCAAAGUUGUAACAGGACUAUAAUUAUUUUGAAAAAUCGCUAGAGUGUAGAUAUGCUUCUUCAUCAAAUUUUAUUCAGUAUUUUCAGCUUUUAUGUUACGAAGAAAGUAUUCUGGCUGAAUUGGAAAUUAUUCAUGCUCUUCAUUGACUAUGCAAUGUUUUUUUUAUUAUUAUGUAUUUCUGUAUAUGUUGGCUGUAUUAGUUCAUAGUGUGUACAUGUGAAUUGUCUGUGUUUGUACAGACAAAUAUAUUGCAUGACAUGUUCUAUUUGAACUCUAGUCGGCAACCAUGAAGUGCCUUAUUGUUAUUUUUCAUCGAAAAUGUUACUCUAGUUGCAAUAAAUAUCAUGUGUAUCAUGUGAAGUAUACCGCUUUUGUGUAUUAAAUGGUAUGUAAGUGUUAAUACUUUAUUAAGAAACAUAGCGUUCCAUACUGGAAGCUCAUACAAGAAUAUAAAAAAAAAAUGUAUACAUUAAACAUGUAUCUGGCCCGCUAUGUUUAAUUUUAAAGUAUUUGUAAAUAUGGCGCUUUUUUUUGUGUACGAGAUUGAUUGAGUGAGCUUGUCUGUGAUCUGAUCCCCCGCUAAACGUGAUUUACGAGAGGGGUUUAUUGGCAUUAUCUGUAUUAUUGGCAUUUACUCUCCGUUCAUUUGUCAUUUGUUAAGUACAUGUGUUGGGCGAUGCUACAUAUACAUGUGAUUUUCUAAAUCAAUGAAGGUACGUUUCAACAAACAUGAUGAUUGUGAACAAAAGCUUUUGGUAAUGCAUAAAAUAGGAAAGGUACAUAGGAUAAUUACAUUUUGUUAAAAAGGAAUUCCUCUCACGUUAAUUCCCUCAAAGUAACUUUAACAUCUUGUGCAUUUAAGGAAAUCCUAGUUGGCGGGGGAUUUGAAUUUUCAUUAAUGUAUGUGCUUGUGUUAGGAUGCCAUUUGAUUGGCUGAGAACUGAAAGUGGGUAAUGCAAUCAGACAUUUUCAUUGGUGGAUGAAGUUUUUAGGUCUGUUUUCAUUGGAGAAUUAAAUCUAAUAGCUUUCUUUUCAUUGGUCACUAGAUUUCCAUGACUGUUAAUUGAGAAAUACGCUUGUUUUUUUACAUGCCAUGACCGUGGCACUGGUUAUUCAUGUACUUGUAUUCAAAACCUUUUUUUUGUAAAAUUUAUCUUAUGUUUAGUGAAAGUCUUAUAAUGCAAAUACAUUGUUGUAUUUAUGACAAUGUUUUAAAAAGUAGAAAAACAUUUGAGAAGCAGAAAUCACUGGCAAUCAAAUCUUUGCAAUCUGUUAAGUUGAUACUUGAUUAUUUUCUUCUUUUAGUUGCAUAUUUCAUGCAGUUGCUUUUAAUAUAUAUUUUAAAUAUGACUGGAAAAUGUCCAAGGUUUUUCUCAGGAAUUAGAUGAAAGUUUUAUAAACAUCAAAAUGUUUAGCUACGUUUUCUAAGAUAUAAGAGAGAAUGAAAAUCGAUCAUAAAAACAAGUGACUCUUUUACAAUGAAACAUGUAUAUAUCGCUGAGCAUAACUGAAUGAUAUUCUUUAAAAUGAUGAUGUUUCAAACCUAAUAUUAAUAAUCUACAUGUUCGAUUAAUUCAUCUAGUUUCCUAAGUUACCCUGAGACAUUCUAAAGUGGAUUCACCCAUUGUGCCAAAAAUAGUGUACAAAGAAAGCCCUUUUUGUACCCCCAAUGUAUCAUUAAUAUCUGUCACUGCCGACUGUUUAGUUAAAAAUGUAGCUUUCAAGUAUUAGUGCCAGUGUAAUGAGGUUAUGUGUCAUUUUUUUCAAAUAAAGAUUUUUCGUAAAA